AUGCGAUUCAACGCUCUUCUCGCCCUCUUCCUCAGCGGCACCGCCUUCGCGGCCGAUGCGCCCAAGAAGGUCAGGAUUCGCGGUGUCAGCCUGCUCGGCAGCGGCUGCCCUGCCGGUACCGCCGACGUUCAGGUCGACGCGACCGGCUCCCUCUUCGAGGCCACCUUCUCCCAGUACGAGGUCGAGACUGGCCCCGGCACACAGCCCAUCGACUGGCGCAAGAACUGCAAGCUCACGCUCAACAUGGAGUUUGACGAGGGCUUCCAGUUCACCGUCUUGGACACCAACAUGAUCGGCUUCGCCGAGAUCCCCGCCGGUGCCAACGGCCAGUGCGUCAACACCUUCUCCUUCACGGGCAACGGCCUGGAGCGGGUCGACUUCGCCAUCAAGCUCCCCGGAAAGUACAGCGGACGCUUCAACCUCGAGUCCCACCCCGGCCUCACCUCCUGGUCUCCUUGCGGCGGCAGCACGGCCAUCCUCAACAUGAACACGGCCUGCAACAUCUCGCCCACCAACCUUCCGGCUCUCAUCGCCGUCGAUCACAUCAGCGGCAAGCUCACCGUCAAGUUUGCCGUCCAGUGGAGAGAUUGCCGCAAAUAA
Messenger RNA from Drechmeria coniospora, 600 nucleotides. RefSeq lists its product as uncharacterized. NCBI's taxonomy places the organism in Eukaryota, Fungi, Ascomycota, Sordariomycetes, Hypocreales, Ophiocordycipitaceae. Bases 1 to 600 code for a protein of 199 amino acids. The record is from RefSeq and is a predicted model, not a curated record. The transcript has 3 exons.